UUGAUUUAACGUCGGCCCGGUGACCAUUCGCUCAGGCUGCGCUCGGAUCCAUGGGCAAGUUCCGCUUCGCGUUGCUGCUCCUCUCUUUGAUUACAACUGCGGGCUUGGUGGUACAGAGCUGCGAAUCCAGAUUCCUGGAAAAUGAUCACGGGGGGCUUGCUUUUAAAGAGCUGGAAGAUGUGAUCUUUUCAAAUGACGAGACGAGCUCUUUGCCAUCACAGAGAUUCGAAGAGCAGGAGAAUCUGUCUAGUAUUCCGUUCGAGAGCGGAUGUGAGCCAUUCGACGCAAGCCCAAUCUGCAGGCGUCGAGGCCUUUCAGAACAGGAUGACGAUUACACGCUGCCUGCCGCAAAUGUUCGUGACGAGCCCGCACUGAGCCCAACAUAGGAUGAAAUAGAAGAGAGAGAUUGGGAGUGAGAGUAAAACAAAAGAGAGAACAGUAGUUUUUUCUUCUGGUUCGAAUCCGAUUGGCAUCUUUUUUCUUAGCAUAAUUUU
Selaginella moellendorffii is the source of this 494-nucleotide messenger RNA. RefSeq lists its product as uncharacterized. The record is from RefSeq and is a predicted model, not a curated record. The coding region runs from base 51 to 386 and encodes 111 amino acids. Lineage: Eukaryota; Viridiplantae; Streptophyta; Lycopodiopsida; Selaginellales; Selaginellaceae. The transcript has 3 exons.